This is a messenger RNA of Felis catus (domestic cat), 8087 nucleotides long. RefSeq names its product RAB28, member RAS oncogene family (gene RAB28). Gene Ontology annotation, molecular function: GTP binding; GTPase activity. The coding region runs from base 210 to 857 and encodes 215 amino acids. NCBI's taxonomy places the organism in Eukaryota, Metazoa, Chordata, Mammalia, Carnivora, Felidae. Gene Ontology annotation, cellular component: endosome; Golgi apparatus. The transcript has 7 exons. The record is from RefSeq and is a predicted model, not a curated record.
CGCGCUCAGGGGGGAGGGGAGGUAGGCAAGAUGGCGCUCGGCGACUGAUUCUCCCCAGAUACGUCCAGCGGCCGCUGAGACACCGGGGCGGGGGGUCCUGCCCUCACGGUCGCCCUUCCUCCUCUCCCCCACCCCCGGAGACCCCCCCUACCCUUCCUCCCUCUACCUCGGGGUGGGGGUGGGGGGGCGAGCCUGGUUCCCGGGACACCAUGUCGGACUCUGAGGAGGAGAGCCAGGACCGGCAACUGAAAAUCGUCGUGCUGGGGGACGGCACCUCCGGGAAGACCUCCUUAGCUACGUGUUUUGCUCAAGAAACUUUUGGGAAACAGUACAAACAAACUAUAGGACUGGAUUUCUUUUUGAGAAGGAUAACACUGCCAGGAAACUUGAAUGUUACUCUUCAAGUUUGGGAUAUAGGAGGACAGACAAUAGGAGGCAAGAUGUUGGAUAAAUACAUCUAUGGAGCACAGGGAAUCCUGUUGGUAUAUGAUAUUACAAAUUAUCAAAGCUUUGAGAAUUUAGAAGAUUGGUAUUCUGUGGUGAAGAAAGUGAGCGAGGAGUCAGAGACUCAGCCGCUGGUUGCCUUGGUGGGCAAUAAAAUUGAUUUGGAGCAUAUGCGAACAGUAAAACCUGAUAAACAUUUACGGUUUUGCCAGGAAAAUGGUUUUAGUAGCCACUUUGUCUCAGCAAAGACAGGAGACUCUGUCUUCCUGUGUUUUCAGAAAGUUGCUGCUGAAAUCCUUGGAAUCAAGUUAAACAAAGCAGAAAUAGAACAGUCACAGCCUCUCCUACCAUUUUGGCCGGGCUUCGACGGAGACCGUAUUCUCCCUGUGUUCCUCAGGAGAAUAGAAGUUUGAAUAAAAGAGAGCUCAACUCUCAAGGAUCUUACAAUCUAACAGGAGACAUGUUUGUUGUUGCUGCUGUUGUAAAAGCUGUGAUUAAAUCUACUAUUAAACUAAACUUGCCCAAGACGGUACGUUCAGCAGGAGAUGAAGCCAUGCUCCUGCUGUCAUUUCGUGUUGUUUUUACGUCCGUGUGAAAACUGGAAGAUUUUUCAGUUUUUUUUUCCCCCUAAUCCAAUUACUGCAGCACUAAAAGGUAUGACUUGAAAAAUAUAUAUGAUUGUACAAGCUGAGUGCUGCACGCAUUCUAGCAAAGGCAGAGAGAAGUUACCAAAGGUCUGUGAUCACACCAAAGCACUUUAGUUGUAUGUUUAUAAAGUUAGAGCACUGAAGGGGACUGAGCCGGGGCAGGAGGGAGAAUGGUCUUUGUAGGGUUCGCUUUGUCCUGGACAUUUUCAGGCACUUGUCACAUGAGCUUUUUUUUUUUUUUUUUAAUUUUUUUCUCACAUCGGUCUGCAACAUGAGUAUCAUUGCCCUCAUUUUACACACGAGGGCCCCAAAGCUGAGAGGGAGUGGUUAUAACCAAUUCCCUCCUUGAGUCCAUGGUAGAGCCAGGAUCCGCACAAACCAUUUCUGGGACGGGAUGGACAAGGCUGGGUACUGAUUUUGGCUGCCUUCCAUUUGUGCAGAUCACAACGCUGACCUCCUUGUGGGGAGUUGACCCGGCCUGAGUGUCUCGAGAAGUAGUGAUGUCCACCGCUGGUCCCUCCACCUUCGCACACCGACCGCCUAGACCACUAGUGUCUAAAGAGGCUGGUGGCGGUUAAGUUUGCCCUCUGAUCCCUGACUUGAGGAUAGAAAGUGUGCUCCCCACCCCCACCCUGCGCUUUUGGUCCCAUCGGUUUUGUCUUCCCCACCUAAACUUGACCCAUCAUUGAGAGCCUUUUGGCCCAAGGAGAGCAGGCACAGCGAACAUGCAGUGUAACAUAUGGCCAAAGCAGAUUUCUGAAUUCCAUAUUACAAUUUUCCCCAUACCUCGGGUUUUAUUUUUGAAAGAAAAAAGUAGGAUUCAUGCUUAUUUUACUUUGACUGUUACCUCUCCUGUCUACAGUUUUUAAUUUAAAAAAUUACAAGUCUUUCCAUCUAGUUUUAGGCACUUCGUCUCCUGAAGACACAUGCUAUAAAGUUUCAAACGCAUUGUGGUCACUUCUGUUGCUUAUUGAACUUUCAAAAAACACAAAAGUUUUCAGCCAGAACUGGUCAUUGGAUGCUGCCUUUCAAGUGCACCCUCUAUUAUGUGUGGCAAACCGCUCUGGAGUGGUUUUUGGAGUGGCCCAAAGAACUCCUGCGACUGCUUUAUUAUUCCAGGAGGAGGUAAGCCAGGGCCCUUUAAAGUCGAUCGCUGAAACAAUGUGAUGGAGCAUAAUAAUUUGUGUGUCAAAUUUAAAAAUAGAAAAGUUUUCUGGCCAUCGCCCAGGCUAGUGAUUGCUGUAAUGUUGGCCAUCCUGGAAGACCGUUGCAAGACUCAAAGGCCGCGGAAAUGCAGACCUACCGAGCACUGUGGUAGACAUCUGUUCACUGCCUCCCCAGCAGCCACGCCACCACACCUCCCACAGUAUUCCCUGGUUGCCUGGUGGAGCCCUCCUCCAUUUCCAGUCAUGCAAAGCCCUAGGAGUGGAUCCUCACUGGCUUGAACCCAUUAGGAUAUUAAUUUUUCCUGGCCUCGGGGAUUGGCUCAGAUAUGAGUGGAUAACUCCAUGAAAGUUAAUGAAACUGGAGGGGACAUUUGCUGAGGUUUCGGAAAGAGAAAAGAAAAGAAAAAAGUUUCCAUCCCCUGAGGUUUCCAGAUGACUCUUUGCCCACUGGACUUGAACGAGCAAGGCUAUGGCCCCGAGCAGCCAUGGCAGCCGUCUUGAGAACACAGAGCGGGGGGCUGCCCAGGUACAGAGCUGAUGUCAAGGGAGCAGAGGUGACGAGCGGGAGGGUCCCAGUCCCGGAAGCGGAGCCCCGGAUCCAGUCAUGCCACAAAUUGUUUUAACAGCGUGACUCAAUUUCCUUUCUCAUUUCAGCUGUUGAUUUAUUCUUUUCUUAAUUCUUCCAUAAGCAACUGUUAUGUACCGGGGCCUUUGCUUGGAACCAAAGACAGGGGUGAACGUGAUCUGUGUUUUGUCCUCAAGACCUUAGUCCAGGCACAUGUACGACUCUUCAAAGUGUAAAGACCCUGUUGAACGCUUCAAUGAAGCCAAUAUAGGAAGAUGUGGCUUAGCAGUGUGUGUGGCAAAAUAAGGAUUUCAGAUAACAGGAGUCAGAGUCAACGGUGGGACAUAAUCACCUUCAAAAGCCAAUAUGAUCUUAGGCUACAUUGAUGCCAAGAGAGUUUGUUCUCAAGGUGGUUUGUGCAUACAGAUCAUCCGGAGGAUCUUGAUCCAGGAGACCCCAGGUAGGGUGGUUCAAGGUUCUGCAUUUACAACAAGCUCCUAAAUGGUACUUCAUGCUGCGGGCUUUUGGAUUACACUUCGCACUGUAAGGAAUUAGACCAUGCCUGCAGCAUUUUCCCCCUUCCCAGUACCCCUCUUUAAGAGGAUGACAGGUCAUGUUCUGAUAAUGGUGAGGGGAUCCAGUGUCCUGUGAAACAGUUGAAGGAAGACAGUAUGCUUAAUAUGGAAAAGGGAAGGCCUCAGAGAGACUCUGAUCAUACUCUCUAAGUAGGUGAAACACUGUAGUUUAGAAAAAGAUGAAUCUUCUACUGUAGAACCUAUAGGACCUCAGAAGUAGGAUGGGUAGGCAGAAGCUAUAGAAAGAUUUCAGUCCAGGUCAAGAAAGAACCUUUCAAACAGCUGCUUCCCAAAGAAGACGUUGCUCUGGGGAGUGUGCCACAUUGCAGGGCUGCAAAUUCGUGGGCCAUCAGGGACUAGGUAGGUAAAUAAAUGAAUAAAGAAUGAUUAAGAAUGUAUGACAAUAGGGAGUGGGUAUUAAGCUGGGGUGCUCUGUCUAAAGCCAUUCCAAUCCAAUUGUUAAGUUCUAUCUGCCCAAUAAAACCUAGGUAUAGACAGGGCCACUUCUAACCCAUCAUAGAAUUGUUGGGCCGAUUGGACAAACAAAAUGUUCCUUUCUCAAGUCACUUUGCUUCCAUCUUUCUUUAAGAAAGAUGUCCUUUGUUAGAACAAGGCAUUUUACUGUCCUGGAAAAUGGGUGAUAAAUCUACUAUACUUGUGAUAUGAAUGGCAGCUCAUGGCUGUGGUGCAUUCAGUCCUUUGGUGGCCAGAUGGCCACCCUUGUGACUGUAAACCUUAGCGUCUGGAUGUAAAACUGAUGGAAUUAGGAGGGAGAAUUAUUUGUCAGACUUCUACUUAGCAAAACCCUGGUGUUCAUACUGGGCCCUAGGGACAUGCGAUGCCCAGGGAUGCGUUCUCUGCCCUCAAGUUACCAGGGCGUCAUGGCAUCCUGGGUGUCAGGAGAGAAGCCGUGCUGCUAAACAGUGUGAGGGGCGCUGAGGGGUAAGUAAGUUCUGUCUGGACGGCGUGAGGGAGCGGUCAGGACAGAUCUGAUAGGGGAGGUGAGGCUUGGACUGACAGCCUGGCCUGGGGCACCCUCCCUCCCAACACCAUCAGCCCGGGGAAGUGAACCUUUCUGUAGAGUGGGGCCUUUGGGCCGAGCUCAGAACCGCAUACAUUCCAUUCUGUCUGGUCCUUCAUCGCAUCAGUUUUCCACCCCAGAGAGCUGGAACCGAGAGGAAAGGCAGACUAUUUGUUUUAAAGUGCUGUUUCCAAGUUGUAUUGAAUGCGCCUGGGCCUCCCACACUGUAGAUUGAAGUGAGGCUCAGGGCUGGAGGUUGGGCUGGAGGGGCAGAUGUCACCGGUACUGUGCACAGGCCAGCUCAGUGAGCCACUGUCACCUAAUCCUGGUGACCUGGCCACCUCAGUCCUUAACUAACCUGAAUCCACAGGCGGCACGUGGCUAGGCCUCCUAGCUACCGUAUCUCAUCCCCUGAUGCCCGGAUUGCUCCAACAGCCUGCUUCCUGCAGAGACCUCCACAAUGUGCUGCACACAGCUGUGAGAAUGAACUUGACCCAUGGGUCUGAAUUAAGUUACUCUUGUUCCAAACUCCUCAGUGGCUCCCCUCGUGGCUCAGUGUCCUCUUCCAUGAGAGGACAAUGACCUCCUCAGCCUGACAUUCAGAACCUCUGACUGCCUCCCCAUGCUUGCUUCUGUGACAUCCGUUCGUCUUCAACUCUGGUGACUGCUUCAUUCUAGCAAGUGGUCCCUCUUCUCUGGGUCUCCACUGGGAUUUUCUCAGUGGAAAGAGAGACCCCGAAGAGGCAAGUUAGAAAACCCGCGCUUCUGCUGGCUCAACAACCAAUGGGCUGUGUGAUGAGUGGCACCACUUGACGUCUCCAGGCCCAGUUUCCUGGGGCCCAUUUGUGAAGCACGGUUCUGUUUGCUCUUUGUCGUCACCAUGGCUCAUUAUGGAUGCAGAGCAGGUAUACUGAGCUCUUUGUAGACAUCUUCUCAGUGCCCUGUGUGGUAACCAGCCUUUCAGAUGGCCCCAUGACCAUCGCCUCCUGGUAUUCCCAUCCUGUGUUCUCCCCUCCUGUGCCGAAUCGGGGCUAACCCAUGUGACCCGUAGAAUACUGCAGACGUGAUGGAGUUCAAGAGGCAGUACAGCCUCCACCGUGGUCCCUCGAGUUGUUCCUUCUGAGGGAAGACAGACACCAUGCCAUGAGGACGCUCAAGCAGCAGUGUGGGGAAGGCCACUGCGAGAAGACCUCCCACCCACAGUUAACCGCCCCUUGCCAGCUUGGAAGUGAAUCCUCUGGCUUUUCAUUUGGCUGCAGCCUCACCAGAGACCCUGUGCUAGAAGCACCCAGCUGAGGUGUCUCCAAAGUCCACAGAAACUAGGAGAGAUAAUAAGUCAUUAAUGUUGUUUUAGGCCACUAACUCUUGGGACAAUUUGCUUCACAGUGCUGGGCGACCAAUACUGUGGGUAUUUGUAUUCUCUCUGACAGAUGGAGAAACUGAGGCUUAGGGCAGUUUAGUAACUUGUUGGAGGAGGUUGUACAGUUGGGGAAUGAUGGAACAGGGAUCCAAACCCAGGUCUGCUGGGCUCAGAAGCCUGACUUCUUUUUUCUUUUUUAAUUAAUUUAUUCUUUCCACCUAAUGUGGGCCUCGAACACACAACCCCAAGAUCAAGAGUCACGUGCUCCUCCAGCUGAGCCAGCCAGAUACCCCAGAAGCCUUAGGUACUUCUUAGGUAUUGUGUGAUACUCCUUACUUAUUAGCAUCCCUGUGGCUGAUUCACAGUACGUGCUUACUAAGCAAUUUCAAAUGAGUGAACAAACUUCUUUCAUGACUGAACAUUUAAGUGGAUUGCAUGUAGAGAUAUAUUAAAAAUAAUGAAUAUUUGCAAUCUCCAUUAAGUCAGGUUGGAGUUUCUUAUUUAUUGCUAGGACUAAGUUUAGUCUCCAAAUGAAAAGACCUCUGUCAUUUUUCUGAUUAUAUAGAUAUUCUAAAAUACUCAUGCACUGUUGGUGGGAAUGUAAAUGGAUGCAGCCACUGUGGAAAAUAGUAUGGAGGUUCCUCAACAAAUUAAAAAUAGAACUAGAAUGUAAUCCAAUAAGUCUACUUCUGGGUAUUUUUCUGAAGAAAACAAAAACACUAAUUUGAAAAGGUAUAUGUGACCCUAUGUUCACUGCAUCAUAAUUUACAACACCCAAGAUCUGGAAACCAGCCAAUGUCCAGUCGAUGGAUGAAUGGAUAAAAAUGUGCUAUGUAUAUAUGUACAUACAGUGGAACAUUAGCUGUAAAAAAGGAUGAGGUCUUGUCAUUUGUGACAGACCUACAGGGUCCUAUGCUAAAUGAAAUAAGUCAGACAGAGAAAGACAAAUACCAUAUGAUUUCACUUUUGUGUGGGAUCUAAAAAAACAAGUGAAAAAAACAAAAUAGAAACGGACUCUUAGGUGCAGAGAAUAAGCUAGUGGUCGCCAGAGGGGAGGGGGGUGACAGGAUGGGAUAAAUAGUUGAAGGGGAUUGGUAGGUACAGACUUGCAGUUAUAAAAUAAAUAAGUCGUGGGGAUGGAACGUACAGCAUAGGAAAUACAGUCAAUAGUGUAAUAAUUUUGUAUGGUGACCGAUGGUAACUAGACCUGUCACGGUGAUCAUUUGAUUGUGUAUAAAAAUAUCAAAUUGCUAUCUUGUACACCUGAAACUACUAUAAUAUUGUAUACCAAUGGUAAUUUUUAAACAAUAUGAAUAACCUUCCUAUUUCUCAGCAAUAAGCAUUAGAUGACUUUUCAAAUCAGUGGGGAAAGGGUGUAUCACUCAACAAGUAAUAUUAGGAAAACUAGCCAGCAGUAAGGAAUAAGUAUAAACCUGGAUCCCUGCCUCAUAGCACAAGUCCACUCAUAUGAGAUAGAAUUUUAAGAAUUAUUUUAACAUACUGUAAAAUACUUAAUACAGAGGAAAAUAAAGAGGUUACAGUCGCCCCUGCCCUGCUCAUUAUCAUUGACAUUUUGAUGAAAAGCCACAUUCUAGAUCUCUCUGUGCAUCAGUCCACAAGUCCAGAGGCUAUACUAAUAAUGAGUUGCAUUACAUUAAAUAACUCACUUUGCGAUGUAUGUUUUUCACUAAGUGCUAUCAUAGGUAAACAUCCAUAACGUAAACACACAUCAGUUGUAAUGGCUUCCUGGUCUUUGAGUGGAUAAUCCAAUAACUUAUGUAAUCAUUCCUCUAUCUAUGGACAUUCGUUGUUUUCCCAAGUUUUCACUGUUACUGGAAACUAUGCUUUGUUGAGCAUCCUAUGUAUAACUUUCUGUAUUUGCCUUUAUGUUAUUAUCCACGGACUAAAUUUCCAGAAGUAGGAUUCUGGCUCAAAGGGUAUUUUGAAAACAAUUUUAUAUUCUCAUAAAUUUUGCCAAACCGCGUUUCGGAAAUAUUGUACCACUUUUUCUGCUAAUGGCAGGUGACACUGUCCACUUCCCCGUGACCUUGGCAACAUCAGAGUACGAUGAGUUCCUCGUGUAAAUGUAGCGGGUUCACUGACCUGCCUAGUGCCCUCCACAGCACGGGUGUGGACAAACUUUCAUCAACAACCGUGAGCAAAGGCAGAUCUGGUCUGUGUGCGACAACGAGGACUCAACGUCUACAGGAACGCUUCCCUGCUGCCUCUAUUUCGGUCCUAAGUGUUUUAGUGUGUCAGAUUGUUCCUUGUAUACCCAGUAAAUAUCCUUAGAAAGCUUUCAUUCCGAA